Penicillium taxi is the source of this 372-nucleotide messenger RNA. RefSeq lists its product as uncharacterized. The transcript has 3 exons. The annotation marks the transcript as partial. The record is from RefSeq and is a predicted model, not a curated record. Lineage: Eukaryota; Fungi; Ascomycota; Eurotiomycetes; Eurotiales; Aspergillaceae.
UCAAUACACACUUAUCCCUCAUUCUACUCGAUUCUAAGAUUUCAUUAUUAUUUACCUUCGUCAAAAUGGGGAAAAUAUGAUAUUGCUACGCGUUCAAGUCGACCUUUAAUAAUCACUGAUGCGUAUUUUGCUGAUGCUAGUCGUUCUGAUCGGCCAAAGAAGCAGACACCUGAGGUUAUAGAUUCAGCGCUAGCUAAGGUGCGACUUGAUCGAUACGGACGGGAGAAGACUUGUGCUGAUAUUGCUGGUGAGCUAUGGAAAGCAGGCUUACAAAAGACGAAACCUACACGAAAACCUGGUUUGACGGCCAAGAUGCGUGCUAAUCAAUUAGCCUGGUGUCUUGAGCAUCGAGAUUGGACACUUGAAGACUAG